This is a messenger RNA of Trichomonas vaginalis G3, 959 nucleotides long. RefSeq lists its product as uncharacterized. Lineage: Eukaryota; Parabasalia; Trichomonadida; Trichomonadidae. The annotation marks the transcript as partial. The record is from RefSeq and is a predicted model, not a curated record. The transcript has a single exon.
AUGAAAGAAUGGGAUGUUGUCUUUAACAAACCAAGAGCAACAAUAGUGUCUGAACAAGAAUGUAGACAGAAACUUAAGAAAAUAAAAGUUGUACAAGUUGGCAUGAAGAUGUUAGAUGCUUGGGAUAUCUUAUUGUCAAAGUUAGAAGAUUUUUCAGUUCGAGGUAUAAAGUUCUAUACACCUUCUCCAAACUUCUAUUCUAUCUUCACUGGAUAUAAAUACGAACAAGUAGAAUGGAAACACAGUAUUAUAGAAGCUUGGUUAGACCAUGUCAAAGAAAUUAUAUGCAAUGGAAACGAAAAGGUUUAUGAGUAUAUCUUAUGUUGGUUUGCAAAUAUCUUACAACAUCCAAGUGCUAAAAAUGAAACUGCUCUCAUUAUAAUUGGAAAACAAGGAACUGGUAAGAAUACUUUCUUUACAGAUAUUUUGUGCAAACUGUUAGAAGGUUAUUCGAAUCCGAAUAUGACAAACUUAGAAAACAUCUGUGGCAAGUUUAACUCCUCAAUAGAGAAUAUGAAACUUAUAGUUUGCAAUGAACUUCAAAGUAUAGAUACAACAAAAGUUUUGAACUCAGAUGCUUUGAAGAGUCUUAUAACAGACAAAGUUGGAGUUGUUGAAAGAAAGUAUAAAGACCAAAGAGUUUGUGAAAAUGUUGCAAACUUCAUUAUGGUUUCAAACAAUGCUGUUCCGAUGCAGUUAGAAAGUUCUGACAGAAGAUAUGUAGUUGUCAGAACGUCAGAAGCUCAUAUGCAAGAUACUGAAUAUUUUGACGCUUUGUCAGAAUGUUUGACAUCUGACUUUUACAACCACUUGUUCUCAUAUUUCAUGACAUUAGAUAUUUCUAAGUUCAAUCCAAGACAAAUUCCACAUACCGAAGAGAGACAAACAUUGUUAGAAGCAAACAAGAGUGUUUAUGAACUGUUCGUAGAUGAAACUGACUUUGUGUCAUUAGAUGAAAG